Arabis nemorensis is the source of this 1665-nucleotide messenger RNA. NCBI's taxonomy places the organism in Eukaryota, Viridiplantae, Streptophyta, Magnoliopsida, Brassicales, Brassicaceae. The record is from the annotation of a GenBank genome assembly.
AUGAGUACUCAGGGGACGGGACCUUCUUCAACAUCAGGGAGGAGAAGCACUUCCAGCGUACGGCGAGGACCAACAGCUUCCAAGAAACCAAUCCAAUCAGAUAACGGAAAUGUCAAUGGGAACACCUCAAAACCCAAUUCACCUCCUUCUCAACCUCCUUCUUCUAAUGGGGAGAGAACAGUUAAGAAGCUUCGGUUAUCGAAAGCUCUUACUAUUCCUGAAGCUACCACUGUCUUUGAUGCUUGUCGAAGGAUGGCUGCUCGGCGUGUUGAUGCGGUUCUGUUGACUGAUUCAAGUGCUCUUUUAUCCGGGAUUGUUACCGAUAAAGAUAUAGCUACGAGAGUGAUUGCAGAAGGUUUGAGACCGGAUCAGACUUUGGUCUCUAAGGUUAUGACUAGGAAUCCUAUUUUCGUCACGUCUGAUUCUUUGGCUAUUGAGGCUCUUCAGAAGAUGGUUCAAGGGAAAUUCAGGCAUUUACCUGUUGUGGAGAACGGCGAAGUCAUUGCUUUGUUGGAUAUCACAAAGUGUCUAUACGAUGCCAUUUCGAGGAUGGAGAAAGCUGCAGAGCAAGGCAGUGCUUUAGCAGCUGCAGUGGAAGGUGUGGAGAAGCAAUGGGGAGCCGGAUAUUCUGCGCCGUAUGCUUUCAUUGAGACAUUGAGGGAUAGGAUGUUUAAGCCCGCAUUGUCAACGAUAAUCACUGAUAAUUCAAAAGUUGCGCUUGUGGCACCAUCAGAUCCUGUCUAUGUUGCUGCAAAAAGGAUGCGGGAUUUGCGGGUUAACUCUGUAAUCAUUUCCAUGGGAACCAAGAUCCAGGGAAUCUUGACUUCAAAGGACAUUCUGAUGCGAGUCGUGGCUCAAAAUUUGUCUCCUGAGUUGACUCUUGUCGAGAAGGUAAUGACACCGAAUCCUGAAUGUGUAUCGCUAGACACGACGAUUCUUGAUGCUUUGCAUAUAAUGCAUGAUGGGAAGUUUCUACAUCUCCCAAUUAUGGAUAAAGACGGAUCCGCCGUAGCUUGUGUUGAUGUUCUCCAGAUAACUCACGCAGCGAUUUCAAUGGUUGAGAACAGUUCUGGAGCUGUGAACGAUAUGGCAAACACGAUGAUGCAGAAAUUCUGGGAUUCAGCUCUUGCUUUAGAGCCACCUGAUGAUUCCGACACCCAGAGCGAAAUGUCGGCAAUGAUGCAUCAUUCAGAUAUUGGGAAGCUCGCUUCUUACCCAUCUCUAGGACUUGGGAAUUCGUUCUCCUUCAAAUUUGAAGAUCUUAAGGGCCGCGUACAUCGGUUUACUUCCGCAGCUGAAAACCUCGAAGAGCUGAUGGGUAUUGUGAUGCAAAGAAUUGGCAGCGACAACACCAACCCGGAACAACGGCCUCAGAUUAUAUAUGAAGAUGAUGAAGGUGAUAAGGUUUUGAUUACAUCGGAUAGCGAUUUGGUUGGUGCUGUCACUCUUGCUAGGUCUUCAGGACAAAAGGUUUUGAGGCUGCAUCUAGACCUUACCGAGACAACAAGGAGAUUGAGCUCGGAAACGGGUCAACUCAAGAAAUCGGAUUCGGUGGAACGAGGAGGAGGCGGAUUGGUUUCGUGGCGUGGCAGUGCUGUGGUUACAGGAGCUGUUGUUCUAACGAGCAUAGCUGUAGUUGUUUACUUGAAACGUUCAAACACCUGA